AUGGUGAUCGUACGAUUCUCAGCAUCAAAGGUGGCGCUUGUGACGGGAUUGCAUGAAUUUGGUGAUAUAAUGGAGGCGUUUCUUGAAUGCGUGUAUCAAGAUCGAGAGGAGCUACUGGUAUCCGAUGCUGCUCGACUCCAGCUGCAUCUCGUGUCUAAAGAUGAGGAGCUGGAGCUGCUCGUGCAAAAGAGUGGGGCGGCAGCAGCUCCACAGCUUCGAGCAGCACUUUGUUGGGCUAGAGACAAAGUAACUCCUGCUAAUAUGGACGUAGUACAGAGGCUGCUAAUAGACGUGGAUCAACGACUGAAGGUGGCACACAAGAGCAAGAAACUCGCAAACGACGAAGCGCAAGAGGUGCGGAAGCUAUUGGCCGAAAAGAUUCACACAAGUGCUGGCACACGCAAUGAAUUGUUGGCUCUGGAGGCUUAUGAACGGCAGACUGGGUCCAAGGUCCGGCACACGAAUGAACAUUUUUACUUUCUCACUUUUCCAUUGCUGCCGAAGACAAAUCGUGUCAAGAAUGCAGAAGAAGUUUCUAUUGACUACUCGCUGCUGGAUGAACAAUGUCAGCGCACAAGAAUUCCCAGGAAACAGCGGAUGCUCGAGUCGGAGACUAUGAAUUUGACAAUGGAGGAUGAGAAGGAAGAGAGGUCGACCGAUGGCUAUUUCUCGAUUUGCGGCAUGGUAGACGGUAUAACAGACGCGUUGACUAUUUCAGCAGAUGAUGAGUGGGAGAUGAUGCCCGUUGUAGUGGAGAUCAAGAACCGUAUGCGUGGCUUUCGAAAUCCACCGCCGCUAUUCGAUCAUAUUCAAUUAGCUGUCUACAUGAAAAUGCUAGGAGUUGAACACGGAGACUUGGUGGAAUGUAUCUACAAUGCCACCUCCAACCCCACUAUCAGAGUUUCACGCGUGUCGUUGGGUGUUGCACCGCUUUGUCUUCCUAUGUCUUCGACGGGACGAGGACGAGAUAUUUGGACCGAAGUUAUCGUACCGCGGUUAUAUGCCUUUACAGCAACUGUGCAAAAGCUGCGCGAUGAGGAGCUGUUGCGGCUUGCUUUCCUAAAUGGCACCAAGGAAGAACGACUCGCAAUAGUGCGUGCUGAGUGCGACUUUUUGUGA
Peronospora farinosa is the source of this 1119-nucleotide messenger RNA. NCBI's taxonomy places the organism in Eukaryota, Oomycota, Peronosporomycetes, Peronosporales, Peronosporaceae. The record is from the annotation of a GenBank genome assembly.